ACCAUAUAAUUGUGGGUUUACUUCUGGGCUCUCUGUUCUGUUCCAUUAAUCUACGUGUCUGUUUUUGUGCUAGUGCUAUACUGUUUGGAUUUCUACAGCUUUGUGGUGAAUCUUGAAAUCUGGGAUUGUGAUAACCUUCAGCGUUGUUCUUCUUUUUCAAGAUUGCUUUGGCCAUUUGGGGUCUUUUGCGAUUCCGUAUGAAUUUUAAGAUUGUUUGUUCUAGUUUUGUGAAAAAUGCUGUUGGUAUUUUGAUAGGGAUUUGCCUUGAAUCUGUAGAUUGCUUUGCUCUGUCCUAUGGUUUUAACUUGCAUGUUAGCCUCAGAGGUAUUCUGAUUUUUUUUUGAAGGUCUAUCUUUGGGGCCCACUAGCAGUUUCAUUAACUGAUAUAAAUCAGGGAACCCAGGAGACUAUCCCUCACAGGCCAGUCUGAAUCGAUCACUAAAUUCUACUCUGUUCUUACAGGUCUGGAAAGUCUUUAAGAGUAGCGUGUAGAUCUGAACAAGAGCAGGCCUUGUUCAGCUAGGCACUCAGUUGUUGACCUUCCAGGACAGUCGGAGAAGGGCAGUAAUCUAGGUCAGAGUGGGUAUCUGGGAGCUGGAGAGUUUAAUGGAGCCACAGAGGGUAGAAGAGAGGGAGUAGGGGCUGAAGUGGGGGAUGAAAGGAAUCUACAAAAUAAAGAGGAAUAGUGAGUAGGGGAAAGAACUGGGAUGGCACCCAUGAGGGUUCUGGUGAGGAAAGGUUGUGAGGUUUAGUUGGGGGUGAAGGAGGAACAGGAGGGGUGGACUGGUAGUGAGAGAGAGAGUCCUUAAGGGACUACCCAGUUUGGGUGAGAUUAGAGGUAUUUUCUCAUUUUUCAACCUCUUUGUACCAAACAAAAUAAGCUGACCAUUGGUGAAAAGAGAUCUUAGAGCCCCAAGAUUUGAGGGUGCUUCAAAAACAAACACGUUUAGGGAGAUCUCAAAUGCCCCAACGGGGACAUUGGAGUUCUCAGUUGUCCUUAGUUAUAAAAUUAGGCUAUUUUUGGAGACAGUGAAUUGUUGCCAUAGCAGUGAGGCAUAUAAUUGGCAGGAGUUUUAUGAAGGGGUAGAGAACUGGACUGAGAGUUUCAAACGAGUACCAAGGUUAAAUAAAAUCCAGCAACAAUAUAAAACCAAAAGAAGAAUGAAAAUCACAUCCUUAGUAUACAACUACGGUUGGUGCCCAGAGCGCAGGGAUCAGGAGCUGAGCUCAUCGUGGGCUCCGUGGAUCACCAGGCAGGGAAGGGACACAGUGUGCUCACAGCGGCCUCACUACCUGGGUGGGGAAGAUGGGGUUCUGGAGAUAGGUUUCCAGUCCUAUUCAGGUCAAGGCACCAAACUGCCCCAGGCAAAAACUGAGCGAGCAAGAAAAUUGAUUUUGUUCAGGCUAUCGCAAUUGAGAGAGCACUUAAGAUCUGAACAUCGGAGUGUCUUGGCAGGGUGGUUUUGUGUUUUACUUUCACAGGGAGGAGUAAACAAGUUAUAGUGGGGAGAUUUAUGGGUGGGAUUGUUCUAGCAAGCAGUCAGCUGAAAAAGAAAUGUUUAUCUUUGUGUCUGCCUAGUUUAAGAGGGACCGAUUUCUCAUCUCAGUUAAUCAUUUAUGAGACAACAGGGAGUUGGAGGGUCUGUUCUGGCCUUGCCCACGGGUUCAGGGAAAAGGGGAAAGGUCUACAUUUAGCCUUGUCAUGGGUAAACAAGGGAGUCAUUUGAGAAUCUUCUGGGAGUCAUGAGAAAGAGUGGUCAGCCAGCCUUAUCUAAGUUAUAUGGGAAGAAUGACUUUUUUGGUGGCAAGUCACUUCUGGAGGAAGAACAUGAACAGGUCUCCGUGUCAUUCGAGGAUGUGACUGUGGACUUCAGCAGGGAGGAGUGGCAGCAACUGGACCCUGCUCAGAGGCGCCUGUACCAGGAUGUGACGCUGGAGAACUACAGUCACCUGCUGUCAGUGGCAGGGUAUGAAGUUCCCAAACCAGAGAUCAUCUUCAAGUUGGAACAAGGAGAGGAACCAUGGAUUUUGGAGAGAAAAACCCCACAUCAGAGCUGUUCAGAUGGGAGGUUUGGGAUUAAGACCUCACAAAAAAGAAUUUCUGGAAAAGCUUCGUUUCAUAGUGAAGACACAAGAGAUGAUUCAUUGUAUUCCAUUUUAGAAGAACUGUGGCAAGAUUCUGAACAGAUAAAAAGAUAUCAGGAAAAACAGAGCAAACCUCUGAGUCAUGCUGCUUUCAUCAAUAAGAAAAUACUGAAUACAGAAUGGGAUUUUGAAUAUAAAGACAGUGGAAAAUUUGUUCAUCCAAAUGCAAAUCGUAUUCUUUCACCAAAAAGACCCCAUAAAUGUGACUCAUUUGGAAAGAGUUUUAGGCAUCAUUUAGACAUACAUAUUCCUAGUAAAAACAGUGCAACAAAGAACUUUGAUAAGAACAUUGGACAUGGUCAAGUGUUUACGCAGAGUUCUUCUUAUACCAACCACGAAAAUACUCAUACAGGAGUGCAGUUCUGUGAAAGUAAUCAGUGUGGGAAAGUCGUCAGUCUCAAGCAAGCACUCAGUCACAAUCUGAAAUUUCCUGUUGGAGAGAAAGCAGAUAUGUGUUCUGAACUCGGGAAGAUCUUCACCCAGAAGUCACACCUCUUUGCACCUCAGAGAAUCCACACUAUGGAAAAACCUCAUGAACUUAGCAAAUGUGUUGAUGUGUUUACACAGAAGCCACUACUCAGUAUAUAUCUGAGAGUUCACAGAGAUGAAAAACUAUAUAUAUGUACCGAAUGUGGGAAGGCAUUCAUCCAGAAUUCAGAAUUAAUCAUGCAUAAGAAAACUCAUACUAGAGAAAAACCCUAUAAAUGCAAUGAAUGUGGAAAAUCAUUUUUUCAGGUGUCCUCUCUACUUAGGCACCAGACAACUCACACUGGAGAAAAACUCUAUGAAUGCAGUGAAUGUGGGAAAGGCUUCUCCCUGAACUCAGCCCUCAAUGUACAUCAAAAAAUUCAUACAGGAGAGAGACACCACAAAUGCGGUGAGUGUGGGAAAGCCUUUACCCAAAAAUCAACACUCAGGAUGCAUCAGAGAAUUCACACAGGAGAGAGAUCGUACAUAUGUACUGAAUGUGGGCAGGCCUUCAUCCAGAAGGCGCACUUGAUUGCCCAUCAGAGAAUCCAUACUGGAGAGAAGCCUUAUGAAUGCAGUGACUGUGGGAAAUCUUUCCCUUCUAAGUCACAACUCCAGAUGCAUAAGCGAAUUCACACAGGAGAGAAACCCUAUAUAUGCACUGAAUGUGGGAAGGCCUUUACCAACAGGUCAAAUCUCAACACUCACCAGAAAUCUCAUACUGGAGAGAAGUCUUAUAUAUGUGCUGAGUGUGGAAAGGCCUUCACUGACAGGUCAAAUUUCAAUAAACACCAGACAAUUCAUACCGGAGAGAAGCCCUAUGUUUGUGCUGAUUGUGGGAGGGCCUUCAUCCAGAAGUCAGAGUUAAUGACGCAUCAGAGAAUUCAUACUACAGAGAAGCCUUACAAAUGUCCUCAGUGUGAGAAAUCCUUCUCUAAGAAACCACAUCUCAAAGUACAUCAGCGAAUUCACACAGGAGAGAAACCAUACAUGUGUGCAGAAUGUGGGAAGGCCUUCACCGACAGGUCAAAUUUCAAUAAACACCAGACAAUUCAUACUGGAGAUAAACCCUAUAAAUGCAGUGACUGUGGAAAGGGCUUCACUCAGAAAUCGGUCCUAAGUAUGCAUCGCAAUAUUCAUACAUGAAAGUCACCCUUUUUCUUACAAAUGAGGAAGGCUUACCACAGAAGUUAGGACCAAGUGUGUGUUAGAAAAUCCAUCCAAGACAGAUCCUAUAUGAAGACACUGCAUAAUAAAAAGCAUUCAUCAGGCUCUCUCACCUGAGAUGAGAAAAAUUAUUCAAAAGAGACCCUCUACGAAUGCAUUGAAUAAAAGGGACUUUUCAUAUUUGCAUGGCCUCGCAUAUAAUAGAAUUCGUACUGGGAAAAAUGCUGUCAGUUUGCUGCAUUCGGAAGAGCCUUCCUCUAGAAAGUAUUGUAAGGCAAAGUGUUACCAAAUUCUUUGUAGAUGGAGUGAGCGAACGUAUGUGACAGUCAUGGUUACUGUGUUAUAUUAAGCAAUGUAAAGUGGCAAGAAAAUGAAGAACAACAAAAUACUGUAUUUGAUGUGUAGACCUACUCUCAGUUCCGUAGGGUGUUUGUGGCAGAACACAUUACAGAACAGGAUGAAUCAUUGAAUUGAAAUUCUUCUUUGAAUUUAAUAUAAUUGUGUCUGUCACAUAUCUUUCCUAUUGAAUCCUCGUGUGAAUCCACAGUUUUAAGGUCAUUAUGGAUUGAUAGAGACACACAUCUGCAGAUAUAAUCUCACUUGAACACAUAAAUAUCCUAUCAUUCAUACUUGUUUCCACGACAUCAUUUGUUUAUUAUCUUUCAUUGUGGUACAAUGCAAAAUAGCCACAGACCUCUCCCAUCCUUUUAUGCAUAACCCUUUGCAAUGUUACUUGUUUUUUUUUUCUUUUAUGAAGAGGUAGAGCUCUCUCUACUCCUUGACUCUGAGCUUGGCCAUGUGAUUUGCUUUGGCCAAUGUACAUUAGCAAAGAGAUUCAAGAGGCUGGAGAAAAGUUUGCCUUGAGCCUUAUCUUCUCUUGCUGCUCUCUGGAAUUCUGAGACCUUCAUGUGAAGAAAUUCAGGAGUACUCUGCUGGGGGAUGAGAAGCCACAGAUGAGGCCUCUUAGACCAGCUUAGACAUGAGAGUGAGACUUUCCUCAACCUCCAGCCCCAGCCAAACUGGCCCACACCGAAAGAGCCAUACUAGUUACCCCAGCCAACCCGAAGAAUUACGAGAUACAUAAAGUGAUUCUUGUUUUAAGCUACUAAGUUUUGGGUAGUUUGUUGCACAGAAAAUGCCAAGUAAUACCUAAAAGUGUAUACUCGUGGGGGGGGCAUUAUACAAAACAUAAGACAUGUGGCAUUAGUUCUGGGCCUCGGUGGCAGGUGGAGACUGGAAACAUUGAGGAAAACUGUUAAGAAAGGCUGGAAAAGAUGGUAGCUCAUGUUAUUUACUAAGGAAAAGAAUAGCAAAACAGUCACCAUGCUCUGUGAGAAGAUAGAGAACAUACCAAACGAACUUGCAGAGAACGUUGGAAAUACCAAUUUGCUUCUUUUUAGCUGCAUAUGGUAAGGUACCAAAAGAGAGAGGAACUAAAGAAAUAACUGUUCCAUUUAUAAGCAGACUCCAGAAGAAAUACAAAAAAAGCCAGGACUUGCUGGGUUGGAAAAUAACUAUUUCUCACAUCUCCAAGUCUCUCCAGCCAUCAAAAUAUUCUCAAGGCGAAAAAUGGUCUCAGGGUAGAGAUCAAAUCAUGAAUGCGGCUAUAAGACCCUUUGUUAAAAUGUGGGAAAUAUGUAAGUUGGUGUUUGGGAGACUCUGUCAGCUAAACCAAAUGGCUUCUAAAAACUGCAUGACACUGUCCAUCCACGCCUGACACAUUGCUAAAGUAGAGAGGGACCUGUUUUAAAAAGAAUUGUCAAUGUGGCAUUCGGGGCGUGGACUAAAUACAAACGAGAUUCAUGGAAGAUCUAUGAAGUUUCUUAGUAGAGUUUUACUACCUCCGGGUUGGACUUAAAGGAAUUGAAACAGUCCAAAAUGAAAAGCAGCCUUGGACUACCUUCUCUAACUUCUAUGAACAUGAAACAAACAGAGAAAGUUACUCAGCUGCCAUUUCUUAUGGGAAAAGAAGGAUGUCUCAGAGAGAAGAUCCAAGAGCAAUAUAUUAAAAUGGACUGGGAAGCUAUUCCCAGGUAGAACUGGGACCCACUCAAGAAACAUCAUCCUCUGGAGCGGGGAGACAACAUUUGCUCUGUGGGACUGUGUUAUGGAACAGUGACUAAGAUGUGCCUCUUGUUCCUCCCUUCUUUUAAAUGAGAGUAUCUACUGCAGUUCACCAGUCCCUAUCUCACCGUUGUGUGUGUGUUGAGUGUGUGUGUGUAUGGGGAGGGCGGUGAUGGCCAUAUAACUUGUCAUUUAGCUCACAGGUCUCUGGAUCAAGAAACUGAGAAAUUGCACCCAAGGAGUUUCAGCGACAUCAGAACCUGAUAUGGAAAACUUGAGGUCCUGGAUUUGAGCCUGAUGCCCUAAUUUGGGAUGAGACAGUUGGAGGUCUUGGAAUGAGGGUGAACAUAUUUUGCAUGGUGUGGUAAUGUGAAUAAUUAAUGACCAGAAGAUAGAUUUUGUUAGAUAGAAAAAUGUUACAAAUUUCUACCCUCCCUAUAUGUGUGUCCCUUUUCAGUCUUAAUUUUGCUUUGUGUUUCAGUUGGGAUAAUUUCUAUUACCCUAUCUUCAGGUUCACGGAUUUUUAACCCCUACCCCAUUAGGUCUGUUUAACCCCUACUUCUGUUAGGUCUGCUGAUGAACCCAUUAAAGACAUUCUUCAUCUCA
This is a messenger RNA of Ailuropoda melanoleuca (giant panda), 6450 nucleotides long. It is a transcript of the gene ZNF81, whose product is annotated as zinc finger protein 81. The transcript has 4 exons. Gene Ontology annotation, molecular function: RNA polymerase II cis-regulatory region sequence-specific DNA binding; DNA-binding transcription factor activity, RNA polymerase II-specific. Gene Ontology annotation, biological process: regulation of transcription by RNA polymerase II. Gene Ontology annotation, cellular component: PcG protein complex; nucleus; transcription regulator complex. The coding region runs from base 1744 to 3759 and encodes 671 amino acids. The record is from RefSeq and is a predicted model, not a curated record. NCBI's taxonomy places the organism in Eukaryota, Metazoa, Chordata, Mammalia, Carnivora, Ursidae.